AUGCUGGCAAAGUUCCUGACCGAUGACAGUCUCAAUGAUAUCAUUCUCAAGGGGACUGAUGGUGUGGAAGUUCCUGCAAACCGAUUCUUGCUCUCAGCCCGAUCGGAUGUCUUUCAUAGCAUGCUGCUGGGCAAGUUUCAAGAGGCAUCAUUGCCCAUUGUAGAGCUGGGCUUCUCAGGAAGUGUACUCAUGGCCGUGGUGGAAUAUGCACUGACGGACAAUGUGCAAACUCUCAAUUCCAAGAAGUCAAAGGAAUUUGAAGUGGCUACGGAACAGCUUGACUUAGUUGUGCCCUUGACAGAGGCUGCUCCCUACUUCAAUCUUGCUGGUCUUGGAGAGCUUGUCCUGGAAUACUUGGAAACUACCAUUGAGAAAGAGCCUGGCAUGUCCUUUGCUUUGCUGCAGAUAUGCAAAUUGACUGGCAAUUCAGUGCCAGUGGUCCUUUCGGACAAGGCCAAGAAAUGGGUUCGCACCACCCCAGCGGAAGCAGUGUCUGCAUAA
This is a messenger RNA of Seminavis robusta, 501 nucleotides long. The record is from the annotation of a GenBank genome assembly. NCBI's taxonomy places the organism in Eukaryota, Bacillariophyta, Bacillariophyceae, Naviculales, Naviculaceae.